UCUUCUUGUCCCCCCGCAGGAAGCAGCUGAGACAGUGCAGAGAUGAAGACCCUGAUAGGCAGCAUCGUGGCGAUGCUGCUGCUGCUGCUGCUGCUCCUGGGUCUACUGGACGUCUCCCAGGCCCAGGGCAGCUGCCCUGGGUACCGGGGCAUUCCUGGCAUCCCAGGCAUCCCGGGGGCACCUGGCUCUGACGGCAAACCUGGGAUCCCGGGGAUAAAGGGAGAGAAAGGGCUGCCAGGGCUAGCAGGAGACCAUGGCGAGUUCGGACAGAAGGGGGAACCAGGGACUCCUGGGACGCCAGGAAAAGUCGGCCCCAAGGGCCCCGUUGGCCCCAAAGGUUCCCCAGGGCCCCCUGGAGCCCGUGGGCCCAAGGGUGAAUCGGGAGACUACAAGGCCACACAAAAAAUCGCCUUCUCUGCCACACGGACCAUCAACAGCCCCCUGCGGAAGGACCAGGCCAUCCGCUUUGACCACGUGAUCACCAACGAGAACCAAAACUACGAGCCUCGCAGCGGCAAGUUCACCUGCAGGGUUCCCGGCCUCUACUACUUCACCUACCACGCCAGCUCGCGGGGGAACCUGUGCGUGAACCUCGUCCGCGGCCGCGAGCGCAUGCAGAAGGUGGUCACCUUCUGCGACUUUGUCCACAGCACCUUCCAGGUCACCACGGGCAGCAUAGUCCUCAAGCUGGAAGUCGGGGAGAGCGUCUUCCUGCAGGCCACCGACAGGAACUCCCUGCUGGGCAUCGAAGGCGCCAACAGCAUCUUCUCUGGGUUCCUGCUCUUCCCGGACAUGGAGGCCUGACCUGUGGGGCUGCCUCACCCCCUCCCCACCCGCUCUGCCGCCAGCACUGCUCACUCUACCCCAGCACCACCCCCACCCA
Ceratotherium simum simum (southern white rhinoceros) is the source of this 883-nucleotide messenger RNA. RefSeq names its product complement C1q B chain (gene C1QB). Gene Ontology annotation, molecular function: protein binding. The record is from RefSeq and is a predicted model, not a curated record. Lineage: Eukaryota; Metazoa; Chordata; Mammalia; Perissodactyla; Rhinocerotidae.